GGGACUGUGAAGACAAAAGAGGAAACCACCCUGUCCCUCACCAAAACCUGUACCCAGACAGACAUGUCACUUUACAAGUCACUUCACAGUCAUGAUGCAAGGUAGCUCAUCACUCUCCAGGGAGAAUAUUCACUAAACACUGGAUUUUUGUUAAUAUUGCUACCAACUUCAGAAAUGAUCCGCAUCAACAACACCCAAUACUUCCACUUCCUGCAGCAGGCCGAUGCUUUGCGUCGCUCAGGGUUGUUCUGUGAUGCCAUCAUCUCGGUAAAGAGUCAAAUUUUCAGGGCUCAUCGGCUCGUACUGGCCUGUGCAAGCAGAACACUAGCACAGCAGCUAGCCCAGGGAGACGUAGACAGCCCAGUCCACUGCACUCUUGAAUAUUUCUUACCCCGCACCUUCCAGCAAGUCCUGGACUUCACCUACACUCAGACUCUUGAGGUGUCUGUGGAUGACCUGCACCUGCUGCUGAGAGCUGCUCAGCUAUUGGAGAUGCAGCCACUGGAGGACCAGUGCCGGAAGCAGCUGGACACCCUCGACUACAGAGAAGCAGACAAAAGAAGAGAAAUUACAGAUGUGAAAGAAGAAAAAGAAAGAACAGAGGAGACAGAUCAAAAGAAAAAGGGAAAUCUAGUGCAAGAGGAGAAACUCCAAGAGACUUCUCCCCCAGGGAAUGAAGCAAGCGACAGCAUUGUCACAAAAAACCUUUCCCCCCCUGAUCCUGCUAAGAGCCGCAACAGUCCACCAUCCCCUAGAAAGAGGCCCAGACUGUCAGCAAUGCCCUACAACAGAGACAGUGUCAUUACCAGGCCUGUCACGAGCACGUCCUCUUUCUCCUCUCCUUGGACUUUCCCUACAAAUAUGUGGAACUCUGUAACCACCUUGAAGCGGAAAGCAGAAAACUAUUCAAACUUAAUAGCAGCUCACCGACUCCAGUCCCCAAACCAGUCCUCUGUAGCAUACCCAAUCUCCCUCUCCACUCCCCACAUGUUCCCCCUCCUGGUCUCUCAUUUUCAAGCCCCGGCUCACAGCUCUGUAAUGGGCUACUCAAGCUUUCAUUCACGUUAUACACCAAACCUUUACGCUGGGUCUACAGGGAUGGGGAGCAUAAUCAAGCAAGGCCUGUUGAAAAGAAAAAAACCCAGCCAGAGAGCUUUUACUGGGACCAUCCAAACCAGUGAGCUGAGUUUCCCUGAAGUGCCCAAAGCCAGUGCAGAAAGAGUUAAAGACUGCCAGCAUUGCAGUCUCGUUGGUGAUCCAGUUCUGCGGGAGUCAGCCUCCACACCUUCAGAGGUGGCCUGUUCGGGGUGUAGGUUCUGUGGAAGAGGAAAUGCAGCACAGCAUGAACCACAAUCCCAUCGACAAGACCACAGAGGAGAAAAACCCUACCAGUGCCAACACUGUCCCAAGAAGUUUAGUCUGAAACAUCAACUGGACACACACCACCGAGUUCACACCGGGGAGAAACCCUUCGAAUGUCGUCUCUGUGGUCAGCGCUCACGGGACUACUCAGCCAUGAUCAAGCACCUGCGGACUCAUGGCGGGGCCGCUCCCUACCAGUGCACAGUGUGCCUGGAGUUCUGCAGCAGCCUGGUUGCCAUGCAGAGACACAUCAAAAGCCACGCAGUGCAGGACUUCCCUCCUAACUGGAGCAUCAACAGCACCUACCUGUACACCUCACACAUCUGAGCCAUGCCUUACAACACUCUGACCUCCAUCUAUACAAAGUUCUCAUUGAUGUUGCUUCAGUAUGUGCCUUUCAUUUGAGUCACAAACCAUCUGUUUUCCUGAAAGAAAAAUCCAUAAUGAUGUCUGAAAGACCCAGAAGGUCCUUUAAUAUCAUUUAUCAUUGUUUUGAAGGUAUGAUAAUACAUGAGAUGCAAAAAGUUCACAGCGGUAACAUCUAUACAAACUGAAACUGCUUUGCAUUCACAUUCAAACAACAGUACAGAGAAAUGCUGCACUUAUUUCCAAUGACAGGUCAGAAAAGGUUUUGAAAGUGCUUACCAUUUCAUAUUAUGUCUUGUACGUGCAUUAAAGCCACAUCAACAGCUCAAUGAGUGACGCAGGAAUCUUCCCUUGUGCCACUGGUGUAAACUUUGUAAGUUUGACCUAGGUUUAUAGCGCCCUCAUGAGGGCAAUCACUGUAACAACCAGUUUUUACUGUACUUUUGCUCUCAAAUGCAUCACUAUGUCAAAAUUGGACCAGUGCAUGAGAUAUUAUAUUUGCUGAAACAUAGUCUACAUUCAUUGAUCCAGAUUUAAACAGAAUGAAAAAAAAAAAAAAUCCAUAUUUGCCAUGAUGCGUAACCGCUUUGAUUAAAAUUCAAAUGAUAUCAUCCUUUGAAAUAUUCAUUUGACUUUGUUCAGCGCUUGUGUAAUUUUACUCUCACAGAACAGACCAGAAACAGAAAGAGACGAUUGGAGGAGAAAGGGGUUUUCCUAGAGUCAGGCAACACCCAGUGCUUGGCAGAACAGACAAGCAACAAAACUCAGCCAAAUUCCACAUAUGCUAACAUUCAAAAGUUUAUAUGUAAUAAAAUGUCCUGGUAAGCUAACGCCAAGACUGGAGGGUUCAUUCAUCUGCCCUGGUUCAUUGGAUGAGUUGAGAGGAGUUCUUUCUAGCUAGUCUAGCAUUUUCUUAUUUUUUAUUCUUCCUUUAGUGGAUUUUCUGUACUGUCAGCCACUGAUGUCAGGCUGCCAACUCACUGGUUGCGGUUCAGAGACGUGGAUCCUAAAAUUGGUCUCAAAAGUGGUAUUUAGCAACUGCCACACCUCUCUAAAAGCAACACACAAAUUAUAUGACUCUCAAGUUAUCCCAGAGGUUCUCAUAUGUAUGUAUACAGUAUAUAACCAUGCACAUUGCUCACAAGAGAGAGCUUUAUGUAGAGAUCUUGGGCCUGGGUCCACUGAAAGCUAUUUGUUGAUUUGUACAGCAUUACCUUAAUGUAUAUGAGAGAGAAAAUUAAUAAAUAAUUGUUUAACACAUAUUUCAUGGGCUCAUCUUUAAUUCAUGGGCUUUAAUGGAUCAUUAUGCCAUGUUUUAGAGAUUACUAAUUCACCAAAUAAACAAGCUAAAACACAAUAUCUUAGCAACUUUUUACACAUAAUAAAGGGCAUAUACAUGUAAGUAUUACAGGAAGAGCAAGGGGAACAGCUGAGGACAACUCUCAUUCAGAAAAUUCAAAAUUAUGAUGGUAAAGAUGGUAAAUAAACGUAUUUUACAUAGUGUUGAACAUUUUCUACUUCUACAUGACACCAUUAAUGAUCAUUAAAUAUCAACUCUGCCAAGCAAAGAGAAAACUUUAGUGUACUUGUGUAUGAUCAUGUUAAACAUUUGUUUAUCAGUGAAUUGACUUCAUAUAUAUUGUGUACAGUAAUGCAUUACUACUUGACUCAAAGAUGUCUGAAUGUGGUUAACAUAAGAAUGCAUUAUGUGCAUGUGGUGUUUGUUUAUUUCUGUGAAUUGAGACUGUUUUUGUGUGUAUUUCAGAAUAUACGUUAACGCUCUUGACAAAAAAGAAAUUCAAAUUUAAAUAAUACAUUAUACAUCAUCAAAAGACAGAACCAUAUACCUUACUUGUGACAGUGUGGACAGUGUUUUAAGUUAGCAAUCACAUAAACUGACUUAUACCAAAAAGUUUUCAUUAUUGGCCCAGCAACAUAUGUACAUAACAUUGUAAUCAGUAUGUGUGUGUGUGUGUACUUAUACAACUGGUGUUGUGGGGACAUAAAUUUAUACAGUCACAUUGUGAGGACUUUCACCCCUUUUGGGUACAAAAAGCAAGUAAAUCAAUCAAACUUUUAGGGUGAGGAUUUGGUUUAACAUUAAGGUCGAGUUAGGGUUAGGAAAGUAGUGGUUAGGGUUAGAGAAAGUCUCCAGGAAAUGAAUCUAAGUCAAUGUAAUGUCCACUGAGGUGAUGGAAACAUAACUGUGUAAAUAACAAC
This is a messenger RNA of Thunnus maccoyii (southern bluefin tuna), 3948 nucleotides long. It is a transcript of the gene zbtb32, whose product is annotated as zinc finger and BTB domain containing 32. The record is from RefSeq and is a predicted model, not a curated record. Gene Ontology annotation, molecular function: DNA-binding transcription factor activity, RNA polymerase II-specific; RNA polymerase II cis-regulatory region sequence-specific DNA binding; protein binding. Lineage: Eukaryota; Metazoa; Chordata; Actinopteri; Scombriformes; Scombridae. Gene Ontology annotation, biological process: regulation of transcription by RNA polymerase II. The coding region runs from base 175 to 1689 and encodes 504 amino acids. The transcript has 5 exons.